AUGGGGAAAUUUGACCGAUAUGAUUAUGAUGAGGACGACUGGUUUAAUUUCACCCCUGGUUGUGAUCCAUCCCGCGGGCCGAAACAUUGUUGCGAGCAUGAAAGAGACCGAAGAAAUUGCCGAUCAUAUGUGAAAGUCUUCGCUUCACAUGUUGACGCCUUCAUCAAAGACUACCAGAAGGGAAGCACGUGGAUUCCUCAUGUCAAGGCGGUCACUUUCUAUGGCGAGGAGAGGGUCGACAAAAAAGAUGAAAACCGUUUAAUUAAAGUACCGACUGUCACCGUGGGGAGGCUGGAAGAUAUCGUUUGCGAAGAUGUUCUUGCGCCUGAAAAUCAAGACAAAAUCUUCUCAGGCCUCUGUUCCGUUUGGAAUCUUAUCAGCGAAUGGGACAUCAAAAAACCCAUCACCCUGGGAAUUUCAGGGCGCUAUUUUCGGUCUAACGACAAAUGUCUGACGGAUUUAGCCCACCAGAAGAACAUUGAGAGACUGGCGUGUGGGAAAGCGACAUUUGCGAAUCCGUUCGACGUACUGAAUAUGGCAAAACGUUUACCCGAGUUGAGAGCGCUUCGGUUACAGGUUCGACAUAUGAGCAAGGAUAUGCGAAACGAACUGGCGAACGACAUGCGCACAUGGAAGACGACUCUGCCUAAGCUCAGUGGAUUGACACUCGUCGGGGAUAAAGACGCUCACUCAAGAGGGGAUGAGCGAAAGCUUGAAGAUAUGAGGGAGGAUGGAGUUGAUCUGCUCUGCCGAGAACUUCGAGCUUUGGCUCAGCAACAUGGUUUUCUCGGUCUUGGACUGGAGUUUGUCCCUAUAUCCGCUGAACUUUUCGAAGACACUCAAAAUCCUGGCGCUGAAAUGAGGUGGCCAACCUUGAGAGUUCUGAGUCUUCGCGUUCAUGAAAUGUCAUCCACAGGAACAUGGCUGUUUUCCAAGGAUCCUGCGGAUAAAAAAUCCGGUCUUGGGUAUGUGGAAGAUAAGAAAGCGAAGACUAUCCAUUUUGGGAAAUUUUUCAGGAAGACUAUCGCAGUUGAGAAAGAGAUAGGACCCUUGGCCGAAUUAUUCGAAAGGACAUGUACUACUGAGAAGAUGCCGUACGUCAGCGAGGACAGCAAAAUGACCUAUGGUAAGGAUGUUAAUGGGCCCAUCAAAGCAUACCGAAAAGAAGAAGAUCAAAGCUCCGUGGAAUGGUUGAUCAGGAAUGGAACUCCAUACUGGGAGAGUGAGAGUGAGAGUGAGUAG
Clonostachys byssicola is the source of this 1242-nucleotide messenger RNA. The record is from the annotation of a GenBank genome assembly. Lineage: Eukaryota; Fungi; Ascomycota; Sordariomycetes; Hypocreales; Bionectriaceae.